UCUCUACCCGGCAGGAUGCGGGAGGCACCUGGGUCAGAGAAGUCGGAGCCGGGCUGCGAAGCCCAGUGCACGGGGUCCUGCCACGCGCAGCGCGUCCUGCAGACCCUCAACGCCUACCGGCGGAGCGGCACCCUCACCGACGUAGUGCUGCGCGCCGGCGGCCGCGACUUCCCGUGCCACCGUGCGGCGCUCAGCGCAGGCAGCGCCUACUUCCGCAGCCUGUUCGCCGCCGGGCGGCCGGAGCACGGCCUGGCCGUGGUACCCGUGGUGCCAGUGGCGCCGGAGGCGCCGGGUACCGCGCCGGCCGGUGUAGCGGCGGCGCUGGCCGUGGUGCUUGACUACGUGUACGGCGCGGGCGUGCGGCUGCGCGCCGAGAACGAGGCGGCCGCCGUGCUGGCGCUGGCGGAGCGGCUGGGCGUGGUGGGUUUGCGCGAGGACUGCGUGCGCUUCCUGGAGGGCCGCUUGCGCGCCACUAACAGCCUGGCGCUACGCCGCGUGGCCGCCGCCUUCUCGCUCAGCUCGCUGGCCGAGCGCUGCGGCCGUGUCUUGCGCCAAGCCUUCGCCGAGGUGGCAAGACACGCCGACUUCCUGGAGCUGGCGCCUGACGAGGUGGUGGCGCUGCUGGCUGACCCCGCGCUGGGCGUGGCGCGCGAGGAGGCUGUGUUCGAGGCGGCCAUGCGCUGGGUGCGGCACGACGCGCCGGCCCGACGUGGGCAGCUGCGGCGCCUGCUGGAGCAUGUGCGACUACCGCUGCUGGCCCCAGCCUACUUCAUGGAGAAGGUGGAAGCGGAUGAGCUGCUGCAGGCCUGCAGAGAGUGCCGCCCGCUGCUGCUGGAGGCCCGCGCCUGCUUCAUCCUGGGCCGAGAGGUCGGCACGCUGCGGGCCCGGCCGCGGAGAUUCAUGGACCUAGCUGAAGUGAUCGUGGUCAUCGGCGGUUGUGACCGCAAAGGUCUUCUGAAGUUGCCCUUCGCCGAUGCUUACCACCCAGAAACCCAGCGCUGGAUCCCAUUGCCCAGCCUACCCGGCUACGCGCGCUCCGAGUUUGCCGCCUGUGCUCUCCGCAAUGACGUCUACGUCUCCGGAGGCCACAUCAACAGCCGUGAUGUGUGGAUGUUUAGCUCCCAUCUGCACACCUGGAUCAAGGUAGCCUCACUGCACAAGGGCAGGUGGAGGCACAAGAUGGCAGUCGUGCAGGGGCAGUUGUUCGCAGUGGGCGGCUUCGACGGCCUGCAGCGCCUGCGCAGUGUGGAGCGCUAUGACCCCUUCUCAAACACCUGGGCGGCCGCCGCACCCCUCCUGGAGGCAGUGAGCUCUGCAGCAGUGGCGCCCUGUGCUGGCCGCAUCUACGUGAUCGGGGGCGCGGGUCAGGAUGGAAUCAACACCGACAAGGUACAGUGCUUUGACCCCAAGGUGGACCAGUGGAGCCUGCGGUCACCAGCACCAUUUUCACAACGGUGUCUCGAGGCUGUCUCCCUUGAGGACAUCAUCUACGUGGUGGGAGGCCUCAUGAGCAAAAUCUUCACCUAUGAUCCUGGCACAGAUGUCUGGGAGGAGGCAGCUGUCCUCCCCAGCCCUGUGGAGAGCUGUGGCGUGACUGUGUGUGACGGGAAGGUCUACAUCUUUGGCGGGCGGGAUGAUCGUGGGGAAGGCACAGAUAGGGUCUUCACCUUUGAUCCCAGCAGUGGACAAGUAGAGGCCCAGCCAUCCUUGCAGCGUUGUACCAGCUCCCAUGGCUGUGUCACCAUUAUCCAGAGCUUAAGCAAGUGACUCAGACUUGGACAGCAUGAGUCAGGAGGCAGAGAGGCAGGGGGAAGGCAGGCGAACCUCUCUGUUCCCCUCAUGGUACCUCGAUGUAAAAUAGCCCCUUAACUUAUUGUCCCCUUUUCUUGUAGAAAUAAAACCUCAUUGGAUCUGUG
This is a messenger RNA of Otolemur garnettii (small-eared galago), 1916 nucleotides long. It is a transcript of the gene KLHL35, whose product is annotated as kelch like family member 35. The record is from RefSeq and is a predicted model, not a curated record. Gene Ontology annotation, molecular function: protein binding. The coding region runs from base 16 to 1767 and encodes 583 amino acids. NCBI's taxonomy places the organism in Eukaryota, Metazoa, Chordata, Mammalia, Primates, Galagidae. The transcript has 6 exons.